This is a messenger RNA of Bipolaris zeicola 26-R-13, 1056 nucleotides long. Its product is annotated as glycoside hydrolase family 10 protein. The record is from RefSeq and is a predicted model, not a curated record. The transcript has 2 exons. Gene Ontology annotation, molecular function: hydrolase activity, hydrolyzing O-glycosyl compounds. Lineage: Eukaryota; Fungi; Ascomycota; Dothideomycetes; Pleosporales; Pleosporaceae. The coding region runs from base 1 to 1056 and encodes 351 amino acids. Gene Ontology annotation, biological process: carbohydrate metabolic process.
AUGCAUCUCUCUAGCAUCCUCGCCAGCUUGGCUCUUGCCAGCUCUGCUGUUGCCGGCCCUGUUCGUCCUGGCCCCAGUGACAGCCUUUACAAGGCCAUGGAGAAGGCCGGAAGGGAGUUCAUUGGCACUGCCCUGACCCUCAGGAAUUCCAGCCGGGAAGACGAGAUCAUGAAGGCCGACUUCAACUCCUUCACGCCUGAGAACAGCAUGAAGUGGGAGUCCGUCGAGCCAUCUCGCAACAACUUCACCUUUGCGGAUGCCGACCGCUAUGCCGCAUACGCGAGGAAGAACAACCUCGAGGUCCACUGCCACACCCUUGUCUGGCACUCCCAGCUCCCCGUCUGGGUCUCCGGCGGCGGUUUUGACAACAAGACCCUGAUUGACAUCAUGGAGAACCACAUCAAGACCGUCAUGACGCGCUACAAGAGCGUCUGCACCCGCUGGGACGUCGUCAACGAGGCCCUCAACGAAGACGGCACCUACCGCGAGUCCGUGUGGUACAACACCAUCGGCGAGGCCUUCCUACCCAUUGCCUUCCGCUUCGCCAACAAGUACCGCGGCAAGGCCCAGCUCUACUACAACGAUUACAACCUCGAGUACAACGGCAACAAGACCCAGGGUGCUGCCCGCAUCGUCAAGCUCAUCAAGUCCUACGGCAUCCGCAUCGACGGCGUCGGCUACCAGGCCCAUCUCGCCAGCGAGCCCACCCCCACCGCCCCCGGCGCUGCCCCUGACCAAGCCACUCUCGAAGCUGCCCUCCGCGCCACCGCCAACCUCGGCGUCAAGGUCGUCUACACCGAGAUCGAUCUCCGCAUGAACACCCCUGCCACCCCCGAGAAGCUUCAGGUCCAAGCCGAUGCUUUCGAGCGCGUUGCAAAGUCCUGCCUUGCUGUUAAGCAGUGUGUUGGUAUGACUGUCUGGGGUAUUUCCGAUCAGUACUCUUGGAUCCCUGGUGUUUUUGCUGGUGAGGGUGCUGCCCUCCUCUGGGAUGAGUCUUACAACAAGAAGCCUGCCUAUGCUGGUUUCUUGAAGGGUAUCAAGGCCAAGAAGCACUAG